AUGGCUCAGUUCGGCAAGGUGAAGAUUGCCCUCCAAGAAGCUCAUGACAACGAGAAGCAGAAGGGGCACCAACAAUUUUCGUACAAAGAAGUGUUGAAGCAGACUGGCGAGAAGCUGCGCAAGUGCAGAAUCGACUGCGAGGAGUCGAAAAAGUUUGAGCAGAGCCAGCACGACGGGCAGCUGACGCAUAGACUUUGUGUCACCUGGCGGGUUGGCACAGAAUCCUUUCGCCAACAUGGCGACGCCCGUUCGAACAAAAAGGAUGCAGAGAGAAGCGCAUGGGAGAUGCUCUACCGGCAGGUAGCCAGAGCCGUGGAGGAGGCCGAACAACAUCAGGUCCCCGUCGUGGUGGAGCUGAAUCGCGUGCUUCCUUCGGCGAGGUUUGGGGCUGCCCACGUGUGGUCCAUGCAGCGAUUCAUGCAGUGCACGGACAUCUUUUCUUCUUGUGCGUCCGGCGCAGGAGAUGCACAAAGCAACGAGGAUAUCGUCGCCACAGGAAACACACAAAGCAGCGGCAGCGGUGAAGAGACUCCCAGAUCUGCGACUGGGUCUGCGGCCACAAGCGGGUCACUGUUGGCAGAAUUGCUGGCUGCCUCCAAGUCUGUUGAAGACAAAGAGCCACAAGGGGGUGCAAUGGUGUCUUCUGGCGGUACAUUCGUCAAAUACACGCCCGAAGACGAAUCGAUCUAUGACUGGAAGCCGCGAGCGUGA
This is a messenger RNA of Symbiodinium sp. CCMP2456, 711 nucleotides long. The record is from the annotation of a GenBank genome assembly. Lineage: Eukaryota; Dinophyceae; Suessiales; Symbiodiniaceae.